This is a messenger RNA of Akanthomyces muscarius, 681 nucleotides long. RefSeq lists its product as uncharacterized. The transcript has a single exon. Gene Ontology annotation, molecular function: hydrolase activity. The record is from RefSeq and is a predicted model, not a curated record. NCBI's taxonomy places the organism in Eukaryota, Fungi, Ascomycota, Sordariomycetes, Hypocreales, Cordycipitaceae. The coding region runs from base 1 to 681 and encodes 226 amino acids.
AUGUUCUUCGAAACGCUUCUUUUCGCUGCUCUCAUUGUCAGUACCUCUACAGCAGCGGUGAUUGCAGCUAGGGACGACUGUCACAAAUAUGUCAUUGUCUCGGCAAGAGGCACUACCGAGACGCAGGGGCCAUCCAUUGCCUUCAAAGGCAUGAUCGCUACCACACUGAAGAAUGUCAAAGGCGGUAUUGAGUAUGAUGUUGUUUAUCCGGCCUCAACCGCGGACAACUCCACUUCGAUCGGUGUUCAAGACGUCAAGAACUACAUUCACAAUGGCCUUGAAGCAUGCCCUGAUCAGAAAUACGCCGUCUUGGGAUAUUCUCAAGGCGCUGGUGUUAUCCUGACAGCGGUCAAAGAUUUGACAGGUACUCCUGCUGAGAAUGCUAUAGAGGCUUUGCUUCUUACUGGCAACCCGUACCAGGUAGCGAACCAGUCGACGACUGUGAAUGCAACGGGAGGUGACUCAACUCGAGGGGACCACGGGGAUUUGCUUUAUCUCAAUCCGUCCAUCGGGCUAUCUCAGCAUUGGGUCAGCAGUGGAAAGGCGCUGAACAUUUGUGCCGAGGGUGAUCAUGUCUGUACUAAUGCGGGACCGGGACUGGGUAGGGCUCAUACGCAAUAUGGACGCACCUCUAGUGUUCAAAAAGAAGGCGCUCAACAUCUUGUUGCCCAACUGAAGUGA